Molecule: messenger RNA, 1906 nt
Organism: Vicia villosa (hairy vetch)
Lineage: Eukaryota; Viridiplantae; Streptophyta; Magnoliopsida; Fabales; Fabaceae
Product: transcription factor ICE1-like
Exons: 4
Coding region: 223-1713 (496 amino acids)
Biological process (GO): regulation of DNA-templated transcription
Cellular component (GO): nucleus
Molecular function (GO): protein dimerization activity; DNA-binding transcription factor activity; sequence-specific DNA binding
Source: RefSeq, a predicted model, not a curated record
ACCACAUUCUCAAAAUCCCCAAAACCAGCACUAGAAAACAAUGGACAAAUCAAAAGAAGAAAAACUGAGUAAUCUAGAACAACAGUUGUAAAGAAAUGAUUACGUUCGUUACUUAUAAGAAGCGUUGCUUGGAAUUCUUACUCUAACUUUCCAACCUCAUUUUAUGUUAUGUUAUGAGUUGUUGAUUAGCAUAAAGUUUCAAAAUUUCAUGUACAAAUAUUAAUGCCCUUUUCCUUCUGCAACAUCUUGUUACUUUUUCACCUUUUCUACUUUCUUCUUCUUCCUUUUAACAACCUUUCUCUCUCUAGAAUGAACAACAACAACAUCAUCAACACUGGUUGGAUGGAAGAAAGAGAAAGUGGAAACACCACUCCUUCUUCAUCUGCUUCUACUUUUCUCCAAAACAAACAACAGUUUGCUGCUUUCAAAACCAUGCUUGAAAUCGAUGAUGAUGAAUGGUACAUGAAAGACAUGGCUUUUCCACCUAACUUGGAUACUGUUUUACUCAACAACACUGUUGAUUCUGUUUCUUCUUCUUCGUGUUCACCUUCUUCAUCUGUUUUCAAUGCACUUGAUCCUUCACUUUCGAAUCUUCAGUGUUUUCUUCCUCAGAAUCAGAAACCUGUUGAUACUCUUUCUUCUCUUCUCAACACCCCUUUUGAGAUUCCUUCUGAAUUUGGUUAUCUUGAACCUCAAGGUUCAGCAUUACCUGCUUCUUCAAAUAUGGGUAGUUUGGUUGAUUUCAAUGCUACUGAGAUGAUGAGCUUGCCCCAUUUGCCUCAAACUAGCAAUGGCUUCAUGGGGUUUCAGAACUCGGAAGAGGGUUCUGGAAAGUCGCUGUUUUUGAACAGGUCCAAGGUUUUGAAACCGCUUGAUUCUUUGCCUCCUUCUGGGACACAACCUACUUUGUUUCAGAAGAGAGCGGCAUUGAGAAAGAACAUGGGGAAGGGUGAAGUUGGGGAAGAGAGUGAUAAGAAAAGGAAGAUGAAUGGUGGAGAUGAAAUUGAAGAUUUGAGUUUUGAUGGGUCUGGUUUGAACUAUGAUUCUGAUGAUUUGGCUGAGAGUAAUGGCAAAAAUGGUGGAAAUGCUUCCAAUGGGAACAGUACUGUCACUGAUCAGAAAGGGAAGAAGAAAGGAAUGCCUGCUAAGAAUUUGAUGGCCGAGCGUCGCCGGAGGAAGAAGCUCAAUGAUAGGCUCUAUAUGCUGAGGUCUGUUGUUCCCAAGAUUAGCAAAAUGGAUAGGGCUUCAAUUCUUGGGGAUGCAAUUGAGUAUCUGAAGGAACUUCUGCAAAGGAUCAAUGACCUUCAUAAUGAGUUGGAAUCAACACCUGCUGGAUCUUCACUGACACCUGCUUCAAGCUACCAUCCGUUGACACCGACUGCAUCUUCGUUGCCGAGCCAUAUCAAAGAAGAACUGUGUCCCAGCUCACUGCCAAGCCCCAAUGGCCAACCUGCCAGGGUUGAGGUUCGGUUGCGUGAAGGAAGAGCCGUAAAUAUCCACAUGUUUUGUGCUCGCAAACCUGGUCUGUUACUCUCAACCAUGAGGGCUUUGGAUAGCCUUGGAUUAGACAUUCAGCAAGCUGUUAUAAGCUGUUUCAAUGGAUUUGCUAUGGACAUCUUCAAAGCUGAGCAAUGCAAAGAAGAUCAAGAUGUUCAUCCGGAGCAAAUCAAAGCAGUACUGUUGGAUUCAGCUGGUUUUAAUGGCAUGAUCUAAUUAGUUUAGGGCAGCAAGCAAACUAGUAAUUUCCAUUUCAGUUUAUGAGUUUUUACAUUUUAAUAUGAUCACAGUUCAAGUGUGUGAUACUGGCUCUGAUGGAUUCAGUUUAAGUUGAAUAACUUGGAUUACAAGUAAUUUUCAUAUGAAUGGAUUUUAUUUGGCACCUUCUAGAAGUUUCUAUUGUGAUUGU